Messenger RNA from Exophiala bonariae, 1731 nucleotides. RefSeq lists its product as uncharacterized. NCBI's taxonomy places the organism in Eukaryota, Fungi, Ascomycota, Eurotiomycetes, Chaetothyriales, Herpotrichiellaceae. The record is from RefSeq and is a predicted model, not a curated record. Bases 1 to 1731 code for a protein of 576 amino acids. The transcript is spliced from 2 exons.
AUGACGACUUCUGAGCAGUCAGAAUUCCCCAAAUUCCGUGAUGGCAAUGUUUUCAUCAUGAUAUCCACCACUCAGACAUACCGUCUUCACCAACAAGUCUUGGAGAGCCAUUCGACUUUCUUCAAGAAAGAAAUCGCCAAGUACCCCGGUGCUCACCUGAACGCAGCAGCCAGACGCAACAAUGCCCCACAAUAUCACUUUGAGUGGUUGGAAGCGACUUCAGACAAUGAUAACGGACGGUUUGUGAGAUUGGAAGUAAGCAACUCUGGCCGUACACUAGGAAGCACUCCACGCGGUCCACGCCUCAUCAAUGGGAAAGUCGACAAAUCCAAUGACAAAGCCUGGGACUGGGUCUUUGGCCUCUUCUACAGCCGUGCGCCUGUGUUUGACAGUGAGAAUCUGCAGGUUGUCCUCGAUCAUGUGAUUUCCAUGAUUGAAUGCGCUGAGAUCAUCGGCUCCGAGAAGUUCAUCUAUCAGACUGCCGACCUUGCAUUGCUUCGUCACGACAAUGUUCUCUGGACCUCGAUCUUGGGUGCACCUGCUGUAUGGAUUGAGUUUGCUUGCCGUCUUCACUCACCAUCGAUUUUCACAGAAGCAGCCAUUCACCUGGUGGGCCAGUGGGAGACACUGUCGGACGCGGUAAAGGAAGGUAUCCCCAAAUCAGCACGUCUGACCAUCGCGCAAAAAGCCAGAGAGCUCUCGAUUGUCAAAGAAGCCGUUGAGCUCAGAAUCCUGGGCCAUUACCCUGCCUACACCACCCGAAAAGCCGCACAGAAGCCUGGCCGUCCCUCAUAUGCCAAUGACAUCUACAUGUGGAUGUGUAUUGGGUUCUUUCGUCAAUGGUUUGCCCAAUGCAUCUCCGACGACCGCACCCGACGUGCUCCCGACGGCGGCCUCAACAUCUACUGUGCAAUCGCCGAAGGUGGGCAGGCAUAUCUCUCGCACCUGGACUUCCAGGAAUUCCACCGAUAUUUCCCCAUGAGCAUCAAAGCCACUCACGUUCUCGAAGCCCACAUGGGUGUGCUCAAGAAAGACCUGCAGGCAUUUGUCGAGCCCCUCAUCGAACAAAACACUCAUCUGAAGAGAGGCGCGUAUCAGAUCCAUUGGCUGACCUGUGCCAAGAUCGAGAAGAUGGAUUUCCCGUGGUACAGCCCUUACGAAGGCAAGCAUGAUGCCCUCGAGGAUCUGUACAAGACCCUGGAGGAAGAGAACGCUCGAAUGGAUGCCAUGAAAAGAGCCGAUGCGGGGUUUGAGGCGCGUACUGAACACGAUGUCGAGAACGAGCCAGAUGACCUGUCCGAGAUGGAGGAAGACGAAGGGACCGUCGACGACCACGCCAUGAGACUCGCACAGGCUAGAGCUGGCAAGAAGCGUGCACGAGACGAAGAUGAUUAUGAAGAAGAAUCCCAGGGCACUGACGCUGCUGGACCCGCCGGUGUUGAGGUUAGUCUUAGUCGUGUCGCAGCCGCCUCCAACAAUGUCCCCAUCACUCAUGUUCCCGGAACUACUGCCCCUGUCAUACCCGGUGUUGAACUCGCUGCAUUUAUCCCUGUUGAUCCCCGUCUUGUUGACGUCACUGGCUUUUCGGUUGAGCCUGACAGUGCUGAUAAUGUUGUUCCCAAUGCUCAGGCCAAUGGUGCUACAGACGCAGAGUACGCACAAUUCAUCAACGACGCCGGCGACGCCGAAGAAGACGGUGACGGUGAUGAGUUUAUGGAGGAUCAAGACUAG